CUCUCUCUCACACGCGCUUACAUUCGCUAAUCGCUCUCUAAAAAUCUCAGGAAGCUUCUUAGGGUUUCUGAUUAACCUCGCAAUGGCGGACUCCACAGAGACGGAGGCGAUAAGAGUAAUCUCCCGAAUUGGGAAACAAUUGGGUGCAUACAAAACUUGCCCCAAUAAAGAUACUCUAGUGAACUUAUUAAAACAAGCCAAUCGUGCUUUUGCAGGAUUAAAGCAGUCCGAAUCACUGAAGUCUGUCAUUAAACCCUUGAGCAGUUCUCUUGUUAAACAUAGUUUACUUCUUCACAAGGACAAAGAUAUCAGACUUCUGGUUGGCAUCUGCUUCUGCGAAAUUAUCCGUGUCUUGGCACCAGACCCCGAAUUUACUGAUGCAGUUUCUAGGGAUAUAUUUAGACUUCUCGUCAAUAUCUUCGCAGAGCUUGACGAUACCAAGAAUCCUUACUUCAGCAUGAGGGUACAGCUGUUAGAGACUGUUGCAAAACUGAGGUUUUGUUUGAUAAUGCUAGAUAUCGGCUGUGAAGAUUUGGUUAAAAAAUUGUUCAAAAACUUUUUUGCUGUCUUGAGGGAACAUCACCCUCCAAGUAUGGUUUUUGCAGUAGUAUCGAUAAUGUCACAAAUUUUGGAGGAGAAGAUGAAGGAGAAAAUGCAAGAGAAAGAGAGGAGCAGUUCUGAGCUGCUCACUUUUGAAAAAAAAGUUUCUGAGCCCCUUUUGGAUGUGGUUUUGCAGAACCUAUUGAAAGAAGCAAAGGGUGCAUCUCGUGCGUCCCACCAGCUUGCUGUCUCUGUCAUUGAAAAAUGCAGUGAGAAGAUCGAAGAUAUCAUUUCAAGGUUUUUAAGGUCUUGCAUACUCAACAGAGAUGCUGUGCAGAGUGAGAUCAAGGAAUACUACCAUGAUAUUAUAUAUGAAAUCUUCCAGUGUGCUCCUCAAAUGCUUCUUUCUGUCAUACCUAGCUUGAUGCAUGAAUUAUUGACAGAUCAAGUGGAUGUUCGGAUAAAAGCUCUUGGCUUGAUGAAAAGGAUCUUUUCCUUGCCUGGAAACCAUUUUGCGCAGGAUUAUCACCAGCUUUUCGUAGAAUUCUUAAAUAGAUCCUGUGAUAAGUCUGCUGAAGUGAGACUCAUUACACUUUCAUGUGCUAAAGCUUUCUACAUGACCAAUCCAUCUGCAAAAGAAUCACUUAAAGUUCUUGCCGCUCUUCAAGAUCGACUUUUGGAUUCUGAUGACAGAGUGAGAUCAGAGGCAGUUACUGUGAUGUGUGACUUGGCAAGACAUAAGCUAAAAUCUAUUCCCUCUGAACUAAUCACACUUGUUGCAGAACGACUGAGAGAUAAAAAGGUGUCUGUCAGAAAGAAAGCAUUGAAAAAGUUGUUAGAACUGUAUCAGGAAUAUUGCACACAAUGUGCUGCUGCAAUCAUGGAUUUCAGUGAUCAUUUUGAACAGAUUCCAUGUAAAAUUUUGAUGCUAUGCUAUGACAGAGACUGUAAGGAGUUCAAGCCUCAGCGAAUGGAGAUUGUGCUAGCUGACUCUCUGUUUCCUGGUUCUCUUUCAGUUGAGGAUAGAACCAGGCAUUGGGUCUUCAUGUUCUCACUUUUUACGCCUUGUCAUCUGAAGGCUUUGAAUGCAAUUUUGUCUCAAAAGCUGAGGUUGCGAAAUGAAUUGCAAGUGUACUUAACUCUCUGCAAUAAAGACAAGGAGGAAGUCUCUGAAGAAGUAGAAAAGAAGAUGAAAAUGUCCAUUGUGAAAAUGUCAGCAUCUUUUGAGGAUACUACCAAAGCACAAGACUGCUUUCAUAAACUGGAUAUGGUGAAAGACGGUCGAAUAUUUAAUCUGUUGGGGAAGUUGUUAAAUGAACAGAAAACUGAAGAUGCUCAAACAACCAGGGAUAAUCUUUUGAGAGAGAUUGGGGACAAGAAUCCGCAUGCGGAGUUUCUUCAAUUACUUUCUAUGAAAUGCUCACUCAAUCUGUUUGGUUCAGAGCAUGUGCGCUGUAUUUUAAGUCAUCUUUCAGAUGACAGAUUUGGAAAUAAGCAUUUGGAGGACUCUUCUAUUCAACUCCUCUUGACUAUUCUCAGUGCAUUUCCUUCACUCUUGAGAGGUUUGGAGACAGAAUUCCAGCUCUUGUUGUCAAAGGAGAUUAUCCCAUUUAAUGAACGGCUGAUCCAGAUUCUUGCAAAAGAAGGAUCCCAUAUGUUAAUCAACCUUGGUGAUAUAUAUUCGUUCUUAGAGAAGGUUUGCUUGGAGGGCAGUCGUGUUCAAUCUAAAUUGGCUAUUUCUGCAAUUGCUGCAUUGAUGAGCCCUUCAGAGCAGUCCAUUUUAUUAGAAUUAUGCAAGAAACUUGUGGAUUCUCUGCAUGUGGGGAAGCAACUUCCAACAGUUUUGCAGUCUUUGGGCUGUCUGGCACAACAUUCUGUUUUAGCAUUUCAAGCACAUGAAGAGGUGGUGACCCGUUACAUCAUUGAGGAAAUAUUUCAACUAACUGAUGGGGCCAUGUUGGAGGAUCCAAAUUUGUUAGAAAAGGCUUCUUCUGAAUGUAGUGUUUCUUGCCAAUUAAAGAUUUUUGGGCUCAAGACGCUAGUCCGGAGCUUUUUGCCCCAUCAAAGUGCAGCUGUCAGUCGUCCAAUUAACUUUUUACUGGAUAUUAUACUGGAAAUGCUUCAGAAGGGUGAUUUUUAUGAUGGUAGUAUCUCAAGCAGUGAUUCUGACAAGGCUCAUAUUAGAUUAGCUGCUGCAAAGUCCGUUCUUCAGCUCUCAAGAAGGUGGGAUUCACUCAUUUCACCACAACUUUUCCGCUGCACCGUUUUGACGGCCAAGGAUAAUUCUCCUCCAGUACAGAGACUGUUUGUUAAGAAGGUGCAAAAGCUUUUGAAGGAGCAUAAGAUCCCUUGUAGAUAUGCAUGUGCAUUUCCAUUUGCUGCCACAGACUCUCCAAAAGAUCUACAACAAAUUUCUUUGAAGUACAUGGAAGAAUUUGUACAGGAAUAUGGAAAUACAGCAAGAAUAAAUCAAAUAUCUACAAUGCCUGGACAUGUGACUGGUCUUCCUGUUUACGUAGUGGUUUUCGUGAUCCACAUCCUAGCUCAUGAUCCAAAUUUUCCCACUGCUGAUCACCAUGAUGCCAACUUCUGUGCUCAGUUUUUCAGUCCACUUGUUUUCAGCUUGCAGGUGUUGGUUGAUUUUAAUUGCUCUGAUGGCACUGUAGACCUCAUUAGUAAAGCUAUUUCAUACUUGAGAAGCAUCUUCCAUGCUAUAAAAAAAGCAGAGGAUGCUGUUGAUGCACAAAUUACACCAAAGCUUCAUGUUUUGUCAGAUAUUGGGAUUUCUUUGUUGGAUGCAAUAGGUAACACAAGCUUCUCUCAUUCACAUAUCCCUGGACUUAUUUUGCUACCAUCUUCACUGUAUAAAGUGGGUCAAAACCAUAUUAGUCAGGGAAACAGUGAUCUUUUAAUUCGUUAUCACCAAGAUGAAAGUUUCAUUAGGAAAUUACUUGAUAGUUCAAAAAAUAAAACUCAAACUGCUGGCUCCAUCAGUGUACAAAACCAAAAAUGUCAAGAUGGUAUGACCCGGUCAGGUAACAGUGGAGGCAGCAAAUUGGAAAUGCAAUUUUGCAAAAAGGGACCUCUUCCGUUGAGCAUCAUAAAAGAGAAAUAUUCAGAUAAGGAGGAGUUAAGUGAAACUUCAAACCAAGAGCUCGAUACUAGAGAAAGACAAAAAGCAUCUGAACCAUGUUCAGCUUCUGCAUCAUUUGAAUUACAUAAGGAGUUUUCGAUUGACGAUGAACAUGAAGAUGAUGCACAUGGAACCACUGAAGCAGUGGUUAGAACUGAGCAUCUUCCAUAUCAUUCAAGAACUCGCAGUUCACGACCCUUGUCUGAUAAGACGGAUGAACAUCCAUGUUCUCUAAAAGAAAAAGACACAAUCUCAAGAUGUAAAACCAUAAUGCGUGAGCGUUCCAAAUCCGCGAAAGGCAACAGCUCAGAUAUCUCCAUCUCAAAGGAAAGCAAAAAUAAAGGUGAAAAGUUAAUCAGGCAGCAAAUAGAACUGUGCUCUUCCGAAGAUAAAUGUUGUUCUGGAAGCACAGAGGCUUUCGAUUCUAGCAACAACACUCUCAAGAUCACCUAUGACAGCAGGGAAGCUGAGGUUGUCAGUUUGGAUAGUGAGAUUUUGGGGACGUUAAGUAGCCAUUCCUUGCUUGACCAGGAUUCCUGUGGUCUGCAAUCACGGUGCUGGAAAAGUAGUGACAUGAUUGGAUAUGUCUGUCAACAAGAAGAUGACUUGUCAAAGGAUGAAGCUACUUUUGGUAGUAAAAAGACUGCUUUUGCUGAAAUAAAGAAGCGGGGUAGUGUUCUUGUUGACUCAUCACUUUCUGAAGUCAUUGAUGUGAAUGAGGACCCCAUUGCCCGAAGGACUCGAAGUCGGAGAGUUUGAAUAUGUUUUACAAAGAUAAGCUAAGGGCUACCUUGUUAGUAAUUUUUGUUUUUGGACAUUGACCAUCUCAGAGCAGGCAAGCAUGCUUGAUUUAUUACAUCAAGUUUCAUCAGUAAUCCUCUAGCAAAUAGCUGUCUUCGGGCAGGAGUUGAGGAUUGGAUUUUGUUAUUGUUAAAAUGAGAUGCUUUGAUUAAGUUAGUGUUUAGAUGGUGCAACUCCAACCCCUGUAUGGUCGCUGUAAAUAUUGAAUAUGUCAAUCUGACAAGCUUGCUAGUGUCAAGCUGUUGAUGGGUCUUCUCAUACAAGUGAAGAAACUUUCUGAUCCCAACUAUUGAAGUAUAUUUAGAAAAUUUACCGAUAGCUAUCUUAAUGUAUGCCAUUAUGAUUUCAUGAAGAUUCAAUGACAUUCUCUAGUCUGUAAA
This is a messenger RNA of Nicotiana attenuata, 4854 nucleotides long. RefSeq names its product sister chromatid cohesion protein PDS5 homolog A. The transcript is spliced from 31 exons. The record is from RefSeq and is a predicted model, not a curated record. Gene Ontology annotation, biological process: DNA repair; mitotic sister chromatid cohesion. The coding region runs from base 83 to 4432 and encodes 1449 amino acids. NCBI's taxonomy places the organism in Eukaryota, Viridiplantae, Streptophyta, Magnoliopsida, Solanales, Solanaceae. Gene Ontology annotation, cellular component: chromatin; nucleus.